Molecule: messenger RNA, 8151 nt
Organism: Sus scrofa (pig)
Lineage: Eukaryota; Metazoa; Chordata; Mammalia; Artiodactyla; Suidae
Gene: TARDBP
Product: TAR DNA binding protein
Biological process (GO): regulation of gene expression
Cellular component (GO): nucleoplasm; chromatin
Molecular function (GO): RNA binding
Source: RefSeq, a predicted model, not a curated record
CGGCGGUUGGUCGGGCGAAGCCAUCUAUUACGCUACGUGGGGGUAGCUAAAAGCCUGCGCAGCCACAUUUUUUCCAUUAUUAGCUCUUCAGGCCCAGAUGCUAGCCUUCUUUUUAACCGUGGUAUCCGUUUCGUAUGCUCAGACCGCGCAGAUGGGUUCCUGACUCUCUGGGGAGAGGGCUGUGUGGCUCUGUGCGGCGAUCCCCCCCUCUCGACGGGGAGCCGGUGGGAGGGGACGACGGCCAGAGGCGGGGGGAGGCGGCCCUAGCGCCAUUUUGUGGGAGCGAAGUGGUCGCUGGGCUGCUCUUGGAUUCCUCGCUGUUUCGGUUUCCCUGUCGGGCUUCCUAGCAGCGGCCUAGCAGAAAAACAAGAAAAGAUGUCUGAAUAUAUUCGGGUAACCGAAGAUGAGAAUGACGAGCCCAUUGAAAUACCAUCAGAAGACGAUGGGACAGUGUUGCUGUCCACGGUUACAGCCCAGUUUCCAGGAGCGUGUGGGCUGCGCUACAGGAAUCCAGUGUCCCAGUGUAUGAGAGGUGUCCGCCUGGUAGAAGGAAUUCUGCAUGCCCCUGAUGCUGGCUGGGGCAAUCUGGUAUAUGUUGUCAACUAUCCCAAAGAUAACAAAAGAAAAAUGGAUGAAACAGAUGCCUCAUCAGCAGUGAAAGUGAAAAGAGCAGUCCAGAAAACAUCUGAUUUAAUAGUGUUGGGUCUCCCAUGGAAGACGACUGAACAGGAUCUAAAAGAAUAUUUUAGCACCUUUGGAGAGGUUCUUAUGGUUCAGGUCAAGAAAGAUAUUAAAACUGGUCAUUCAAAAGGAUUUGGCUUUGUUCGUUUUACGGAAUAUGAAACCCAGGUUAAAGUAAUGUCACAGCGACAUAUGAUAGAUGGACGAUGGUGUGACUGUAAACUUCCAAAUUCUAAGCAAAGCCCAGAUGAGCCUUUGAGAAGCAGAAAGGUGUUUGUUGGGCGCUGUACAGAGGACAUGACUGCUGAUGAGCUGCAGCAGUUCUUUUGCCAGUACGGAGAAGUGGUAGAUGUCUUCAUUCCCAAACCAUUCAGGGCUUUUGCCUUUGUUACAUUUGCAGAUGAUCAGGUCGCCCAGUCUCUUUGUGGAGAGGACUUGAUCAUUAAAGGAAUCAGCGUACAUAUAUCCAAUGCUGAACCUAAACACAAUAGCAAUAGACAGUUAGAAAGAAGUGGAAGAUUUGGUGGUAAUCCAGGUGGCUUUGGGAAUCAGGGUGGCUUUGGUAACAGUAGAGGGGGUGGAGCUGGUUUGGGGAACAAUCAAGGUAGUAACAUGGGUGGAGGGAUGAACUUUGGUGCUUUCAGCAUCAAUCCAGCGAUGAUGGCUGCAGCCCAGGCGGCUCUGCAGAGCAGCUGGGGUAUGAUGGGCAUGUUAGCCAGUCAGCAGAACCAGUCAGGCCCAUCGGGUAAUAACCAAAGCCAAGGCAACAUGCAAAGAGAGCCAAACCAGGCCUUUGGUUCUGGAAAUAACUCGUAUAGUGGUUCUAAUUCAGGGGCAGCGAUUGGUUGGGGAUCAGCAUCAAAUGCAGGGUCAGGCAGUGGUUUUAAUGGAGGCUUUGGCUCAAGCAUGGAUUCCAAAUCUUCGGGCUGGGGAAUGUAGACGUUGGGUUAUGGUUGGUUGGUAUAGACUGGUGGGAAUUCAAAUUUUUCUAAACUCAUGGUAAGUAUAUUGUAAAAUACAUAUGUACUAAGAAUUUUCAAAAUUGGUUUGUUCGGUGUGGAGUAUAUUCAGCAGUAUUUUUGACAUUUUUCUUUAGAAAAAGGAAGAGCUAAAGGAAUUUUAUAAGUUUUGUUACAUAAAGGGUUGAAAUAUUGAGUGUUUGAAAGUGAACUGCUGUUUGCCUGAUUGGUAAACCAACACACUACAAUUGAUAUCAAAAGGUUUCUCCUGUAAUAUUUUAUCCCUGGACUUGUCAAGUGAAUUCUUUGCAUGUUCAAAAUGGAAACCAUUGAUUAGAACUACAUUCUUUUCUCCUUGUUUUAAUUUGAACCCCACCAUAUGGAUUUUUCCCUUAGGAAAAUCUCCUUUUUGGAGAUCAUGGUGUCACAGUGUUCUUUCGUUUUCGUUUUUGUUUUUUUAACACUUGUCUCCCUUCAUAUACAAAAGUACAAUAUGAAGCCUUCAUUUAAUCUCUGCAGUUCAUCUCAUUUCAAAUGUUUAUGGAAGAAGCACUUCAUUGAAAGUAGUGCUGUAAAUACUCUGCCAUAGGAAUACUUCUGUCUACAUGCUUUCUCAUUCAAGAAUUCGUCAUCACGCUGCACAGGCUGCGUCUUUGACGGUGGGUGUCCCAUUUUUAUCCGCUACUCUUUAUUUCAUGGAGUCGUAUCAACGCUAUGAACGCAAGGCUGUGAUAAUGGAACCAGAAGGCUGUUUGAACUUUUGAAACCUUGUGUGGGAUUGAUGGUGGUGCCGAGGCAUGAAAGGCUAGUAUGAGCGAGAAAAGGAGAGAGCGCGUGCAGAGACUUGGUGGUGCAUAAUGGAUAUUUUUUAACUUGGCGAGAUGUGUCUCUCAAUCCUGUGGCUUUGGUGAGAGAGUGUGCAGAGAGCAAUGAUAGCAAAUAAUGUACGAAUGUUUUUUACAUUCAAAGGACAUCCACGUCUGUUGGAAGACUUUUAAGUGAGUUUUGUUCUUAGAUAACCCACGUUAGCUGAAUGUGUUAAGUGAAACGAUACUUGUAUUUCCCUGCCCCUUUGUCAACUGCUGUGAAUGCUGUAUGGUGUGUGUUCUCUUCUGUUACUGAUCUGUAAGUGUGGUCACGUGAACUGAAGCUGAUGGGUUGACAACAUGGACUGAGCUUGUGGUGUGCUUUGCAGGAGUACUUGGAAGCAGAGUUCACCAGUGAGCUCGGGGUGUCUCACAGAAGGGUGGAAGUUCUAAUGUCUGUUAGCUACUCAUAAGAAUGCUGUUUGCUGCAGUUCUGUGUCCUGUGCUUGGAUGCUUUUUAUAAGAGUUGUCACUGUUGGAAAUUCUUAAAUAAAACUGAUUUAAAUAAUAUGUGUCUUUGUUUUGCAGCCCUGAAUGCAAAGAAUUCAUAGCAGUUAAUUCCCCUUUUUUGACCCUUUUGAGAUGGAACUUUCAUAAAGUUUCUUGGCAAUAGUUUAUUUUGCUUCAAAUAAACUUAUUUGAAAUAUUGUCUCAAGUCAAAUGGAUUCAUCACCUGUCAUGCAUUGACACCUGAUACCCAGACUUAAUUGCUAUUUGUUCUUGCAUUGUCCAAAGUGAAAAGUUUUUGUUUUUGUUUUUGUUUUUUAUUUUUAAAUCUAGUUUUUAAUAAGUCUGGGUGACCGCACCUAAAAUGGUAAGCAGUACCCUCCAGCUUUUUCUUAGUGCCUCUGUGCAUUUGGGUGAUGUUCUAUUUACAUGGCCUGUAUAAAUCUCCAUUGGGAAAUCAUGCCUUCUAAAAAUAUUCUUAUAUGGAGGAGUGGGCAAAACAAUGCUAAUUAUUUCUAAAUGCUUUGUAGCAAAGCCUAUCAAUUGCAGUGAAGGGAAUAUCAGAGCCUUUGUAGUUGGGGAUUUGAAAAGUGGAAUUAAUUGCAAUAGGGAUAAAGUAGAAGAAACCACAAAUUAUCUUGUGCCUGAAAUCCAUUAAGAAGCCUGGUAGCUUUAAGAACGAGCAGGGUGGGUUGUCUGUGGAAGUGUUCAAUGGAAUGGGUUUUGUCUUCCAAAGGUGGGGAAAUAGAGUAAUGUUGAAUAAAAUCGCUUACAAAACUCAGAUUAGACUCUCACGAUGCAUUGUUAAGUAUGUAAAAGCAAUAAUAUAUUAAUUCUCCAUUGUACUUUUUAUGUAACUACUGUGAGAGUUGAGCUCAUUUUCUAAUGGAAGAUGUUGAACAGUUUUUGUGUUGAUAGUUUACCUAAUGCCCUUGUCUAAUUAGAUUAUGAUAAAUAGGUUUUUUGUUUUACAAGUUACGUGCUUUAAAUUUUUAUAAAUGAACUUGUCCUUUAAACUUGUGGUCGCCACAUUGUUUAGUCAGUUUCCUCUGUAACAGGAUCUUACGUUGUUUUAUUUUUUUCUGCAUCUAAAUUGCAUGAUUUCCAAACCCUGUACCAUCUGAAUUUUGCAUUUUAGCACUUGCACUAUUACUCAGCAGCAGUAACAUGGUAACACUUAAAUGGUAUUCGGGGACCUCCAAAGACUAAACUGACACGCCUUCAAGGAGCCCAGGGGUAAGUUAACUUUGUCAAUGGCAUGGUUUUAAUCCUUUAUUUACACUUGUAUAAAUCUAGUUAACAGUCUUGGAAGGCUUUCAGUGUUGAGUAGCCUUCUAUUAACAUGUUUAUGGUACUACAUGGCUAUGGGUAUUUAAUCCCCCUCCCCCCCCAAAAAAAAAAUUGAAGUUUAGAAGUAAACUAUUUGGCAAAGAUUUGUUUUUAAAGUCUACUUGGUCAUCUAAAUGCAUUCAUUCUAAAAAAAAUUUUUUGAACCAGUUGAAUAAAAAUUUUUGUUGCUACCACAGUUUAGUGUCUGGAGUCUUACUGGAAAAACGCAAUUUCUUUUUUUUAUGUGACAAGAUGCUGGAAAAUUACCUUUUAAAAAUGAGUCUGAAAAAAUUGCACUUUAGCAAUUCCCUGGUGGCACAGCUGGUUGAGGAUCUGGCAUAGUCACUGCUGUGGCUGUGGCACGGUUUCAGUCUCUGGCCCCAGGAACUUCCACGUGCCAUGGAUGCGGCAAAAAAAAAAAAAAAAAAAUGCAAUUAAUAUGCACAGGAAGUUAGAACUCAAAAUUUUUACAUACAAUGGUUAAUCUGGCUAGAAUGAAAAACUUUGUUAAAUGUUAGCCAUUAAAACUUUUGAGAGAGGAGUGGACAACUAGAAUGAGAGAUUUUUAAGGUUAAAUCAGAGCUUAAAUAUUCUUAGGAAAAAACAUGUUAAGUACUACUUAGAAUUCAGAAGAUGUAUGUGAUAAUUAGAAUAAUUUCUUGUUGAAUACUAGCUAAGUCUUUUGAUUGUAUACGUGAGUUCUAUAUUCUGCUGUUGUAUGCUCUGUGAUCUAUUAAGUGCGCCCAGCUAUUUAAUUUAGGUCAUGGUAAGAAGGAAAAAAACCACUACAGAUUUCUAAUACUUUUCAUGUUGUAUUUCAUCUUAUGGAAAUGCCACAUUUGAUUGAAUUGUCGCCUGAAUUUGUACAUUAGGUUAUUUCCAAGUGCUAGGAACAUCCUCACUAAAUUUAAAACUUAGCAUUGGAAUUACCAGUUCAAAGAUGAUGAAUGCUUUUAAGACUUCUGAAAUAUAUUGCCAGGUUGUACUUCAGAGAAAAUUCAUGUUGUCUUCAACAGUGUGAAAUAGAGCUGUUCCAUGUUCUUUUUUGUCUGCUAGUUUGAUACGUGAAAAAUUACAGUAUUGAUUUUAACGUAGAAAUCAGUCCAUACCCAGCCUAGGCUAAAGUAUCCAAUUUAUCUAACCCCAAAAAACCAUGAUUCAGGGUAGUUCCUGAACCAAUACUGCUGUGAUAUGUAACCUCUCAGAGGUCACUAAAUCCAAAAAACAGAAUAAUAGUUAAUAUGAACAGGCAGUUUACAGAAAGGCACAAGGACAAAAAGACACUGGACUUUGUAAGUAAAUACACAUUUAACCAAUGAGCUGCUAUUGGGUUGGUAAAGGUGAAUAUCACCUCACUGGUUUAGGUCCCCUUAAAUCAAAGAAUAAGCGGUGAAAACCCAGCAAGUUGGAGAAGUACCUGAAAGGCAAUCUCGCCUAUACUUUGGUUUGGUUUUGGAGUGGAAUGGCAGCUGUCAUGUUAAUGUUUUUCAGGUCAGUUUGCUGCUAAGGUCUUUAAAGAUGAUUUUUUAAAACAAGGGAUCAUUUGUUGAUUGGAUUUAAAAAUUAUUAAUUAUGUUGUUGAUCCAAGGAAUAUAGUUAAUGACUUUUGUGUAGACCCCAUAUUGACCUGCUUCCCCACAAUUAGUGGAACUCCAGGACACUAUUCCUCCCACAAACCACUUCUGUGUCUCAUCAUCUAGAAACACUAAUGCUCCCCCACUGUCGCCUUUACAGCUGUCCUUGCCCCCACUUUCUAAACCUGCACAGAGCAUGUUAUCAGUUACCCGCACCCCUGGAUCGGACUUCUUUUCAAAGGCAGCAACACAUUUCUGGUGGUCAACAAUGGGCAGGUCAGCAGACAUUAGAUUUCUGGCAAGAAAACCCCUUUGGGUUAAUCCCCAUCCAGAUGCAGUCCCAAUGUCAUUUGUCCUCAUGAAGGAUUCGGCUUCUUUUCUUGGCAAACAGAUAGGCAUGACGUUGCUAUUGAUAACAACUUUGUCCUUCAAUUUAAUCAGUGCUAUGUCGUUAUCAUACCCAGCAUUGUGAGUAUAACCUUCAUGUAUAAAAAUGGCCUCGGCCCAGGCCUGUGUAUAAUGAGGUGACAGUCUCUUCAAGACACCCAACCUAAUGUCUAGGGAGGAGGCAUCUUCUUUUUGUUUAUAUACAGCAUGAGCAGCUGUUAGGAUCCAGUCGUCAGAUACAAGUGCACCUGCUGCCAUAGUUUCACCAAAUAGCAGGACUUGCCAGGGAAAAUCCCCAAGCUUUGCUUUUUGUCCUCCGUAUAUACGACCUUCUGUAGUACGGGUUGAUAGUCCACAAACUGGGGGAAGAAGCAGAUGUAUAGAGCCUUUAUAGAUGUAUAGAGCCUUUUUCUUCAGUUACUACCACUUUGGGGUUGUGUGUAUUUACUGUCAGCUAAAAAUUGUAUCACAUGAGUCGUCCACCUAUACAUACAGGCAAGUGAGGCUGCUUAAAACUGUUUAAAGACCCUAUAAAAACAUUUGCUAUUUCUUAGCUCCUCAGAAAAUGAGGUGUGUGAAAAUUAACUUUUAUAAACUAAUUUGUUUUGCUAAAAUAAUUUGGUCUCACAAUUGGGUAAAUUAUUUUAAUAGGGCAAACAGAAACUGUCUGAGCUGAUGUGCAUAGGAAGUAAAAGGAAAUGACUUUUUCAUUGCUGCUUUUUCCUGCUUGUAAAAUUGGGGGUAUUUACCAUAUAUAUAGUUCUGGGACGGCAGAAACUAAGGUCAUUGUCACAAGAUUUGCAAUAUUACUUUCGCCUUUGAACAUUUAAAUGUUUUAAAAAUUACAGUGUUGCAGUUGUAGCCAGGAACCUUCAGGUUCAGAAAUUAUUUUCUGUCCAGUUGAUUGUUCCAAACACUAGAAUUUACUAUAUAUGUUGCUAAGUAUACUCAUUAAUGUUUUCUGUUGUGGCAGAAUAAAACUUAGACAUGAUAAGCUAAGAUAGAGUUUAAAAAAAAAAAAACUAAGCCAAGUAACAAAGGGGUAGUGAAUAUAUUACUACCUUUCUGAUUUUUAAUCACUAACUAUAUUUUAACAGCCAGUUCUGGUAAAACAUUUUUUUAAGUACUAUUAAAGGCAAAUUGCAUUAAUGUUUAAAAACUAGAAGUCAUUGAAAACAGUUGCUUAGGGAAAUAAUGAAGUUAUUAGCUUUGGGUUUUAAUAGCAUUUUUAUAGAGAAGAAAAGUAACAGAAGAACUCAUGUUUAUAAGCGUAUAAAUGGUUCAAGAUAAUUUUAAAAAUCAUUUAAUUUUUUAUGCUUGCCUAGUUGUAGGGUCAAAAGUAAUCUCAUGACUGAUGUAGUCAGCACCUCACAGCCUCUCCAUAUGGAAAGGGGAUAAUGAGAACAUGUUAUUUGGAAAUAAGAAGUUGGUCUAAGAGCCAGGUGCCAGCAUUAGGUUUCUGCCUACACAGCUAAGCGCCUCUAUCUACUUACUGUCUCCCACCCAGUCCUCCUCUCCGUCAGUUACCAACGCCUUGUAUAAAUGUGUCCAUUACCAGGCUCACAGACGGGGAGUGAUUUGUCUCCUUUGGACCUCAUCCAGAAUCCAUCAGCCUCACACACAUAUUUACCUGCAAAUCAUUGAAAAAGCAAAGAUGUUUAACUGCAUGUGAGAGGUGGUUGUCAUCUGCUUGAAAACCCCCUUGAAAAAUGUUGAUUCUUGAGCAUCCGUGGGAAAUAGUGGUGUCUGAAUAACCAUUUUACAUGAUUUCCUAAGUAGGAGGUCUCUGCAUUACCAUGUUUGCUUGCAAAGUGGAAACCUUUUAGAUGUGUAACUUGAAUAUGUAUCAAGAUCUCAAGUGCUUAAUGAUAAGGUUUUGACUUGUUAAAUUAAACCAUUUGGAAUAUA